AUGAGUGGUUAUGUUGGUGAUCUUUCUAUAGAACAACAAAGACAAUUGGAUAUUAUAAAUAAUAAAGUUAAAGAAUUAAAAGAUCCAGUUUUACAAAAUGAAAUAAAUAACCUUGAUGAUUCAAUGGUUUUAAGAUUUUUAAGAGCAAGAAAAUGGAACGAAAAAGAUUCAUUCGAAAUGUUACAUGAAGCCUUAAAAUUUAGAGCAACAUUCCAAAAUAUUGGUGUCAAUGGUAUCAAACCAGAUAUGGUAGAAAACGAAUUAAAAUCAGGUAAAUCAUAUUUUCACGGUAUUGAUAAAGGUGGCAGACCAGUUUGUGUUGUUAAAACCAGCAAGCACGACAGCUAUAAUAGAGAUCUCGACGAAUCAAUGAGAUACUGUGUAUUUGUAAUGGAAAAUGGUAAACAAAUGUUAAAACCAGGUAUUGAAACAUGCACCCUUAUCUUUGAUAUGUCCGAUUUCUCUUCAAAAAAUAUGGAUUAUCCAUUAGUCAAAUUUAUGGUAGAACUCUUCCAAAAAUUCUAUCCAGAAUCUUUACAAAAAUGUUUAAUACUAAAUGCUCCUUGGAUUUUCAUGGGUAUCUGGCACAUCAUCAAACAUUGGUUAGACCCAAACACUGCCUCAAAAGUUUCAUUUGUCAAAACUAAACAAUUAGCCGAUUAUAUCCCAAAAGAUCAAUUAGAGAAAAAUUAUGGCGGUACAAGUGACUUUGUUUAUACUUAUAAAACUCCAGUAGUAGACGAUUCAAAACAAGUUGAAAAUUAA
Messenger RNA from Dictyostelium purpureum, 765 nucleotides. RefSeq lists its product as uncharacterized. The record is from RefSeq and is a predicted model, not a curated record. Lineage: Eukaryota; Evosea; Eumycetozoa; Dictyosteliales; Dictyosteliaceae. The coding region runs from base 1 to 765 and encodes 254 amino acids. The transcript has 2 exons.